Olea europaea var. sylvestris is the source of this 1578-nucleotide messenger RNA. Its product is annotated as probable L-gulonolactone oxidase 6. Gene Ontology annotation, cellular component: membrane. The transcript is spliced from 4 exons. Bases 130 to 1473 code for a protein of 447 amino acids. The record is from RefSeq and is a predicted model, not a curated record. NCBI's taxonomy places the organism in Eukaryota, Viridiplantae, Streptophyta, Magnoliopsida, Lamiales, Oleaceae. Gene Ontology annotation, molecular function: D-arabinono-1,4-lactone oxidase activity.
CUAGCUAGGCGUAACUUCAAAGCAUGCGUAUGAUUUAGGUAUAUUUCUAUUUUAAGUUGCCUAUGUCUUAUUGAACUUUGAAGUCACCUUAUCCCAUCAAGAAACUUUACUGCCGGAAAUUUCCAAACCAUGGGAGAGCUCCUAUUCCAAAACAAAAUUUCUUUGUCCACUGUAAUGGAGAAAUGCAUCUUCUUCAUUAUGAUAUGCAUGGUGAAUUGUAGCCCUCCAGAAGAUCCCAUAAAGUGUACAGUCAAUAAUUCUAAUUGCACCAUUACCAAUACCUACGGUGCAUUCCCCGACAGAAGCACGUGUCGUGCGGCAAAGAGAUUUAGUGUUUCACACUAUUGCUCACAAAAAUUCAAGGUGACGUUGAAAUUGCAACCACUAUUCAAACGCUCUAUUACAUAUGUAAUGAAGAAUGAUUCUGACUUUGGGGAGCAAGCGGUCGGCUUCGGGAGGCAGCACGAAUAUGCAGACUUCACAUGGUAUCCGAGUCAAAAACGAGUUGUGUAUCGAUUUGAUGACCGAGUCCCGUCCAACACGUCCGGGAAUGGUCUCCUUAAUUUUCCAGGUUUUCGCUCUACAGCCUCACUAGUUCUAUCAAGUUUAAGAAUAACAGAGGAAACUGAAGAAUCCCUUGGUGAUGCUAAUGGAAAAUGCAUAAAUGGCAGAUUGACUACUUCCACUUUGAAAACGGCGGCAUAUGGGUUGACAAAUGAUGGAAUUUUGUUUACUGGCUAUCCUGUGGUGGGAAAUCACAAUCGGCUCCAAGCAUCAGGGACCUGCCUGGACAGCCUCGAGGAUUUGACAAUUUCUGCAUGUCCAUGGGAUCAUCGGGUCAAAGGUCUAUUUUUUCACCAAACUACAUUUAGCAUUUCCUUGUCCAAAGUGAAAAAUUUCAUUGAAGAUGUACAGAAGCUAGUGGCCCUGGAACCUAAGUCAUUGUGUGGCUUGGAUCUAUACAAUGGAAUACUAAUGAGAUAUGUUACGGCUUCUACCGCGUAUCUGGGGAAACAAGAAGAUGCAUUGGAUUUUGACAUUACAUACUACAGAAGCAAGGAUCCGAUGAGCCCCAGACUGUAUGAAGACAUUUUGGAAGAAAUAGAGCAGAUAGCAAUCUUCAAGUAUGGUGCCUUGCCACACUGGGGAAAGAAUCGGAACGUGGCAUUUGAUGGGGUGAUCAAGAAAUACAAAAAUGCUAGUGAAUUUCUCAAGGUUAAAAACAAAUAUGAUCCACAUGGGUUGUUUUCCAGCAGUUGGACAGAUCAAAUUCUUGGAUUAAAGGGAGUGGUGACUAUUGAAAAAGAGGGAUGUGCUUUGGAAGGAUUGUGUCUAUGCUCUCAGGACAUUCAUUGCGCCCCUAAGAAGAACUAUUUGUGUCGACCCGGUAAAAUAUACCAGGAAGCUAGAGUUUGUACUAAGGCUGAUGCUAACAAAAAAUCUGCAGAACAAGUUACUUUUCAGGGAAAAUGAAUUUCAGUUUCACAUAGUACGUCUAAGUCUUAUAUUAAUUAUAAUGGAGAUAGAAGUUAAUCAUAAUAAAGAUUUCCAUGCACUAAAUGCAAUUCCCUAGUCUGA